This is a messenger RNA of Clupea harengus (Atlantic herring), 2425 nucleotides long. RefSeq names its product debranching RNA lariats 1 (gene dbr1). The record is from RefSeq and is a predicted model, not a curated record. Gene Ontology annotation, molecular function: RNA lariat debranching enzyme activity. NCBI's taxonomy places the organism in Eukaryota, Metazoa, Chordata, Actinopteri, Clupeiformes, Clupeidae. Gene Ontology annotation, cellular component: nucleus. Gene Ontology annotation, biological process: mRNA splicing, via spliceosome.
CGUGUUCAAAAUGACUGGUAACUACCUUUACUCACACCUGGCAUAAACAUCGGACUGUAUUGGACUGAGAGGUGAAAAAAAUGAUUCACGAAAUUGUUGUAUGAUUCUUGAACUAUCACUCAGCCUCAAACAUGAAGAUAGCUGUGGAGGGUUGUUGUCAUGGCGAGCUGGACAAAAUCUACGAGACCAUUCGUUUUUUAGAAGAUAGAGAGGGCCUUAAGGUGGACCUGCUAAUUUGCUGCGGGGAUUUCCAGGCCGUACGCAAUGAGGGCGACAUGAAGUGCAUGGCUGUGCCGAACAAAUAUCGGCAAAUGCAAACCUUCUACAAAUACUACUCUGGCGAAAAGAAAGCCCCUAUCCUAACCAUCUUUAUUGGCGGAAACCAUGAAGCCUCCAACCAUCUUCAAGAGCUUUCUUACGGAGGCUGGGUAGCUCCUAAUAUCUACUAUAUGGGCUAUGCAGGUGUGGUACGUUACAAAGGGAUCCGUAUUGGUGGCCUGUCGGGAAUCUUCAAAUUCCAUGAUUAUAGGAAAGGGCACUAUGAGUUUCCGCCUUACAGUCCAGAGACACUGCGUAGCGUCUACCACGUCAGGAACGUUGAUGUCUUCAAACUCAAGCAGCUCCAGAUGCCCAUGGAUGUCUUUCUGACCCAUGACUGGCCCCAGGGAAUCUACCAUUAUGGCUGCAUUCAGGAACUGAUCAGGAAGAAGAAAUUCCUUCAACAAGAGGUUGAAUCCAGUACCCUGGGUAGUCCUGCUGCAGCUGAGCUCCUGGCCCACUUGAAACCAUCCUACUGGUUCUCAGCACACCUUCAUGUCAAGUUUGCUGCUCAUAUGGAGCAUGAGGCUAAGGGUCAAAAUGGACCUCGUACUACAAAGUUCCUGUCCCUGGAUAAAUGUCUUCCUCACAGGGACUUUCUACAGGUUCUUGAGUUGGCAGAGAGACCAGGAUCUUCUGAGAACCUGGAGUAUGACCCAGAAUGGCUGGCUAUCCUCAAAGCCACCGACGGCUUACAGAACGUUUCCCCCAGUAUCUGGCUGCCUCCUGAGGACAACGGACUACAUGCAAAGUGGGACUUCACUGUUUCCGAAGCUGAUAUGAUGGAAGUUGUGAAAGACCUAGGGGGUGACCUCUGCAUCCCUGAGAACUUCUCUCUGACGGUCCCUUCAUACAACCCCAGCCAGCCUCAGCCCUAUACACAGCCCUUUUAUGGGAUUAACCCCCAGACCACAGAACUGUGUGCCACCCUCGGACUCUCUGACAUAUAUGCUCAGGCUGGGCAGAUCAGCCAGUUCAAACAGAGUGCAAAGAGAGAAGCUGACGACAACUCGGGCAGUUGUGAGGACUUUAACGCAACCCCCACUGACUCAUCCGAGCUCUCAGCCUCCUAUAACCCAGAUGAGAUUACCAUUGAGGAUGAGUGGAAUGAGGACGCAGAUGAUGAUGAUGGAGGAACUGGUGAAAAGGUACCAAGUGACUCUGUUCCAGAGAAGGUAGUUGUUGUUGUUGCGGAUAUUGACAACGAAUUCAGUUCUCUGCCCUCAGGGUCACAAGUCCAUGUACUCCCACCCUCUUCCUCCACCCAGGCUGAAGUAGUCAAGUCCCCAGGUUCCCGCUCAUUGACACUUCCUCUGCCCACCCAGUCCACCUAUGACUCCCAGAACCUCCCUCACUUGGACGUGCAAGAGAAGUGUGACACUGAACCACCCAAAGUCCAAGAGAAGUGUGACACUGAACCACCCAAAGUCCAAGAGAAGUGUGACACUGAGCCUCCCAAUGUCCAAGAGAAGUGUGACACUGAACCACCCAAAGUCCAAGAGAAGUGUGACACUGAACCACCCAAAGUCCACAAACGUUCCAGUGAUGAAAAGGAUGUAGGCAAGACCACAACCCCUAAGAUUAAGAGAAGAAACCAGACAAUCUACAUAGCCAAGGACGACGAUGGAGAUGAUGAACAUUGAAUCUUCAGGUUGCUCUGUUGGUUGGUUAGAUUAUUUUGUCAAAAUGCUAAAUUGUCUGUCUGCCAGUAUUUCAUAUUUUAAUGGAUUGUAGACAUACUCAUCCCAUGUUGUUGUUUUUUUAUGUCAAAAUAGGCCAUAUUUGAAUGAUUUUCUAACAUGAGUGGAUACAUUUUCAGGCUAUUUUUUUUAUUGUGGUUGUUAAUAUCUUAAGCAGGAGAACUUUAUUUCACGUUGUUCAGAUUCUCAAUGUAAGCCAUAAUACGGAAAUAUUCUUGCAGUAAUUGCUAUAGAUAUUGGCUGUGGUAAUGGCUAUAACUUGAAGUUUCAGAUUUAAUGACGCAGCAUUUGUUUAAAAUAGACCCAAUUCGCGCAUUUAUUAUAGUUAAACACACAUUUGCACAAAUUGUUACUUCAGUAUCAUCAAAGACAAGAAUGAACGAAUAAAAAAGAAAAAAAAAGAAAAA